AUGGAUCUCCUGCUGUUUGUCCUCCUGCUCGUGGCUCCUGCUCACUCCUGGCUGUCACUAGAGGAUUGGGGCUCUGGCAGUGUUGAAGGCUCCGUCGGAGAGUUUGGGCAGUGUGUUUGUAAUGUGUUCCUGCCUGAUACUUCAUUCCCAGCAGACCGCAUGGAGUACAUGCAGAUAACCUCAAAUCAACUGUCUGUAAAUGUCAAGCUCCAGAUCAACAAGAUCAGUAGUCUGAAAGUUCAGCUGGACGUUCUACUCAGCAGUCUCUCCAACCUCACAGCUCGUGUGGAGAUUCUAGAGAGUGGACCAGACAAAUACAUCAAACUGGACUUUGAGCUCCUCCGCAUUGAGCUCAGAGAGUUUGAGGUUCUGGUCACACAACUGAAAGCAUCUCUAAACUCCUCUUCACCAGCCUUUGAGAGUCUCUACACCGAGAUUCGCAAUAUGAGCUUAAUUGUUGACCAACUGGAGAACUAUGACCGAAGCAACUUAGAAGUGAUCCGCAUCGAGUUUGCCAAACUUCAGCGGAAACUGGAGAAAUGUCAAGAUGAUCAGGAUGACUUCUCUAAUGCAGAAAUAGGGACCUGUAAGCAUGGAGGUAUUCUCAGGAUUGGAAAACCCAUCAUCAACCAGCUGAAUGCAUAUCUGAGUGCAAGUUAUAAGUACGGAGGAUGGGGCAAAGACUCAAAGCCCCUGCCUGGGUCUGAAAACAUGUACUGGUACUCCGGCUAUAGCGACACACUGGUCAGCAGAAUCACACAGUACUCAGACUACUACAAACUGAUCAUGAGACAGGCCUUUAGGACACAUGAGCUUUAUGUCUAUAAUAGAUAUGAUUGGCGAGGCACAGGAAACAACUACGUUGUGCGUGAAAACACCCUGUACUAUCAGUACAGGAGCCCUUUUGCUAUGGGAAAGUUCAACAUGACCAGUGCAACACCUACAUAUAAGGUGAUUCCCAAGGCCAGCGCCCAAUUCUCUUACCAUUACUCAGCCAACCAGAACCUGGACUUUGCAGCUGAUGAAUCCGGCCUGUGGAUAACUUACGUCACAGAGGAAUCAAACGGCACACUAGUUUUAGGGAAGAUCAAUGAGCAAUCAUUUGAAAUAAAGGAGGUCUGGCAAACCAGCGUAUUUAAGCAGUCUGUCACAAACGCCUUCAUGAUUUGUGGUGUCCUGUAUGUGACCAGGUCAGUAGAUACUGAAACAGAAGAGAUCUUUUACACCUAUGACACCAAUAAAAAUAAGGAAAGCUAUGUAAGCAUUCCUUUUGAGAAGUUCCAGGACUUUUAUGUGUACCUGGACUACAAUCCCACCGAUCAGAGAAUUUACAUGUUCAACAACGGUUACUAUGUGUAUUACAACAUAAAGUUCAAGGUUGUUUAGAUGAGCUACUGCU
This is a messenger RNA of Labeo rohita (rohu), 1399 nucleotides long. RefSeq names its product olfactomedin 4, tandem duplicate 2 (gene olfm4.2). Gene Ontology annotation, biological process: signal transduction. The record is from RefSeq and is a predicted model, not a curated record. Lineage: Eukaryota; Metazoa; Chordata; Actinopteri; Cypriniformes; Cyprinidae.